AUGCUUUGGCAUAUGCUUUUGACCCUGACUCUCCUACUAGGGCCUGGUGUUAAAGCAGGCAGCCCUAGUUCCAGCUUCCCAUCCGCCCUCAGCCCCUUACAGUCCCGCCAGUCCUCAGAUCCGCUGAGCGAACUCCUCACAACGCUACAAGGGCUGACGGCGGCCCUUACCCCAGCCCUCCUUACAGACUUGAUAGAUGCGGUUCACUACACAGCAUAUCUUCUGCGUGCUCCAACAACAAAUACGACGCUGGCUCUCAUCGCCACUACAUACGAGCUACUCAAUCCCGAUACCGUACGCAAGAUCUUUGCAGCUGGCACGGCCUUGGGACAGAUGAUCACGCCUGAGGUCAUCAAUCACCUAGCUCAGUUUGACAUUAAUACGUUGUUGGGAGGCCUUGUGAAGGUGUAUAUCACCGUCAAGAACAUUAUAAAUGCCUAUAGCCCUCUGGUCACGAAUAUGGCAUCUUUCCUAUUGGGACUUGACAUUCGCCCCGAUUUAUUCGAGUCUGUGCUUCGAAACAUCCAGCCCUAUGCUACUUUGGUGGCAACAACCCUAUCACGACCUGAGAGCAUCGAGAUCAUCUUCACCACACUCACUGUCCUGAUCAGCGCAUUCAGCUUCGCAAUCACAGCAGAAAACCUCCAGCAACUAGGCGAGAUGGUUAGUAUAAUCUUCAGCGUACUCACGCCCGAGUUCGCAUAUGAGAUACGCAGUGUGAUUACCUCCGACAUCCCGGGCUCUCAGCCCCAAAUCUCCUGA
Messenger RNA from Aspergillus calidoustus, 762 nucleotides. Lineage: Eukaryota; Fungi; Ascomycota; Eurotiomycetes; Eurotiales; Aspergillaceae. The record is from the annotation of a GenBank genome assembly.